AAGGGAGGGGUGCUUGAAGGGUCAGCCUGACCCUGACAUUUGGUGUCUCUCUUUCUCAUGAGGACGACUGCCCAAGCCUACUCUGUGGGCACAACCUGGCCUCGUGAUGGCCCCAGGGGCCACCAUCACUCUCUGGUGCUCAAGGCCCAAACUGUCUUCCAUUGAAGAGGUGACCUUUACUCUGUGGAAGGCCGGGACCCGGGAGGCUUUACAGCAGCAGACCUCAGCAGGUCUCUGGACUGACUUCUCCCUACCACCUGUGAGACCUGAGGACACUGGGAGCUACAGCUGUACCUACAGGGAACGGACAGUGUCUGCUAGAGAAUCAGAGCCCAGUGAGGCCCUGGAGCUGGUGGUGCCAGGCUCUCUGCCCAAGCCUUCCCUUUCAGCCCUCCCAGGCCUUGUGGUGGAGCCCGGGAUGCAUGUUACACUUCAGUGCCGGCAGCCCCAUCGGUCAUCCCUCUGGAGGGUGACAUUCACUCUACUGAAGUUGGGGACCCCUCAGCCCGUGCAGAGCCAGAGCCCAGCUGGGACCUUGGCUGACUUUCCCCUCCUCUCUGUGAGGGCCCAGGAUGCUGGCAACUACAGCUGUGUCUACUAUACGAGGAUGGUUCCAUACCAGGUUUCUCAGCCCAGCGAGGUCCUAGAGUUGUGGGUGACAGAUGCACUUCCCAAGCCUUCCCUCUCAGCCUGGCCUGGCCCAGAGGUGGCCUCAGGGGCCAGUGUGACCCUCCGGUGCUGGGGGCCCUUAAGAGGUUCUAGGUUUGCUCUCUACAAGGAAGGAGAUGACAAAACCCUGCCAGGCACAGAUCCCACUCAAGAUGGAGCCCUGUUCAUCCUGACUCAUGUGACCCUCAAGGACUCUGGCAAUUACAGCUGCAGAUACCAACUCAACACCAAUGGAAGCUUCUGGACACAACAUAGUGACCCCCUGCAGCUUAUAGUGAGAGAUUCACAGCCCAGUAACACCCUCCUCAUUGUCCUCAGCUGUGUUUCCUCCCUCCUCCUCCUCCUCCUCUUCUGCCUUCUCUUGCUGGCACUCCUCUGCCAAGGAUCCAUCUGUAGGGGGUCUUUACCAGGAGAGAACCCUAGGAG
Vombatus ursinus (common wombat) is the source of this 1095-nucleotide messenger RNA. Its product is annotated as immunoglobulin superfamily member 1-like. The annotation marks the transcript as partial. Lineage: Eukaryota; Metazoa; Chordata; Mammalia; Diprotodontia; Vombatidae. Gene Ontology annotation, cellular component: plasma membrane. The record is from RefSeq and is a predicted model, not a curated record. The transcript is spliced from 5 exons.